This is a messenger RNA of Lolium perenne, 2620 nucleotides long. The record is from RefSeq and is a predicted model, not a curated record. Lineage: Eukaryota; Viridiplantae; Streptophyta; Magnoliopsida; Poales; Poaceae.
CAGUCGCCCCCUCCGCCGGCAAGGCGGCGGCGCGCCGCCGCGCCCGACCACUCCCACCUUCUCCCUCGUCCCAAGCUCCUCCAAUGGCCGGAAUCGCUGCUGCUGGCGCCGAUCCGUUCAUUCCCCCAACGGAGGCAUUGGCACGGCGUGUCCCGGCCACCCUCCUCUUCCCCGCGCAGCCCUUCGCGCCCCCCUCCGCGGCCCACGACGCCGGCCUCCGCGCCCUGGACCUCCUCCACUUCGCCCGCCUCGACCUCUCCGUCUCGGGCGCCCCGCGGCCCGACCUCGUGGCCGAGCUCAUCGCCAACUACCGAUGCAAGCCCGGCUCCGACCGCGGAUGGAGCUCCGUCCGUGGCAAGCAAAUCGAGGUCUCCUCCGAAGCGCUCGCCAAGGCGCUCUGCCUCCCGGUGGGAAGAGCCACCACGAGCCGAAGCGCGGCCGGCGUGGACGUGGACCCCGCCGCCGUGGCCUCCGCCGCCCAAGAGUUCACCAAGGUUUACAUCCUGCGGAGGGGCGUCAAGGACGCGGCGUUGCGGGUUGUGGAGGAGGGCAGGGCGCAUUGCAUCGACUGGACGGGGCUCAUCUGGCGCCAAGUCAAGGUGGAAAUGAAGGUCUUCAUGGCCAAUCAGAGCGCCGACGACAGGGUGUGCUACCACGGCGCGCAUCUGCAGAGGCUCAUCUGGGUCCAGAGGCCGGAACUCUUCUCCCGGCUGCCACUGGAGGAGCUGGGGAGUAACCGAUCAGUUGUCGGCGAUAACCGAAAGCCUUGCUGGGAGCCUGACAACAUGCAGAGGCCGACGCUCUUCCAGCUGCGCCCACAGCCACAGGAGGGACGAGGAAUCAAUCGAGCAUCAGUCAAUGAGAACCAAAAGCCUUGCUUGGAGAUUAAUCUGUCAUCCAAGAAGUACGAUGCGGCAUCUAAGAAUUUCGAUUUGGCGUCUGAGAGGUUCAUUGUGGCAUCUAAGAAUUUCUUUCCUGCAUCUAUGAUCACCGAUGCUAAAUCCAAGAAGAUUGAUAUGGCAGCAGAGGGGUUAGAUGCGGCAUCCGAGAAGCUUGAUAUGGCAAGUAAGAUGAUGGAUGCGGUGUCUAGGAUGAUCGAAUCCACAUCCAAGCAGCUUGACGCGAGAGGAAAACAGAUUGGCGAGCAAAAGGGCAAGCUUGACGCGAGAGCAAAACAUCUUGGCGAGCAAGAGGCCAAGCUUGGCGCGAGAGCAAAACUGCUUGGCAAGCAAGAGAGCAAGCUUGGUGCGAGAGCAAAACAGCUUGGAGAGCAAGAGGGCAAGCUUGACGCGAGAGCAAAACAGCUUGGCGAGCUAGAGGGAAAGCUUGACGCGAGAGCAAAACAGCUUGACGAGCAAGAGGGCAAGCUUGACGCGAGAGCAAAACAGCUUGGAGAGCAAGAGGGGAAGCUUGACGCGAGAGCAAAACAGCUUGGCGAGCAAGAGGGCAAGCUUGAGGCGACAAUAAAACAGCUUGGCGGGAAAGAGGAUGAGCUUGACGCAAUAGCAGAAUACCUUGACGAGCAAGAGGGCAAGCUUGACGGGAGAGCAAAACAGCUUGGAGAGCAAGAGGGGAAGCUUGACGCGAGAGCAAAACAGCUUGGCGAGCAAGAGGGCAAGCUUGAGGCGACAAUAAAACAGCUUGGCGGGAAAGAGGAUGAGCUUGACGCAAUAGCAGAAUACCUUGAUGAGCAAGAGGGCAAGCUUGACGCGAGAGCAAAACAGCUUGGCGAGCUAGAGGGAAAGCUUGACGCGAGAGCAAAACAGCUUGGCGAGCAAGAGGGCAAGCUUGACGCGACAAUAAAACAGCUUGGCGGGAAAGAGGACGAGCUUGACGCAAUAGCAGAACAGCUUGACGAGCAAGAGGGCGACAUGCAAGCAAUGGAGUUGCUCAACAGCGCAUUGGUUACAAAGGAAAGAGAAAGCAACGAUGAGUUGCAAUGUGCUCGGAAGAUGCUUAUAGAGGCUUUGCAGAAAUGUACAAAUGGUCGGUCUCAUAUAGGUGUCAAAAGAAUGGGGGAGCUUGACCCUAGAGCGUUCGCGAACGCUUGUACAUCAAACGUACACCAUGUAGAUGCCCAAUUGAACUCCGCUGUUCUUUGUUCCAAAUGGCAAACAGAAAUUACAAACUCGGAGUGGCAUCCAUUCAGGAUAAUAACGGUGGAUGGUAAACCGAUGGAAAUUCUCUUGGAGGACGACAAGAAGCUCCGCAAACUGAAGGAACAGCAUGGCGAGGAGAUCUACUGCUUGGUGACAAAGGCUCUGUGUGAAAUCAACGAGUACAACCCCAGCGGACGCUACGUUGAACCGGUGUUGUGGAACUAUAAGGAAAGUAGGAAAGCGACGCUGCAGGAAGCCAUCCUGUUCGUCCUGAAACAGUGGCAGUCACACAAGAGGAAGCGCUAGAGCAGGCUGGGGUGUGUCCUGCUUUUGCUUUUCAUGAACUUGAUUUAAUGUUAUUGUAGCGGCAGUGGAUCAGUUGAGGUCUGUGUAGUAGUUCACUUGGAACUUAAUGAUCAUGGAUCUACUAAAUUAAUUGUAGCUUAGCUAGAUGCUCCUAUUGUAUAUAGCCUUGGCAUGAAUGCUGGUACUGAUCUUAGAAAUAUAUCUAGCUUUCCUCU